AUGGAUCAACUACUUGGGUUUGUUGAUCCCUCUAAGCGUACUAUGGUCUGUAAACUACAUAAGGCUCUUUAUGGCUUAAAGCAAGCACCAAGAACAUGGUUCUCUACAUUUUCUAGAUUUCUUCUUUCUCAAGGUUUCCUUCAAAGCAAAUGUGACUCCUCUUUAUUUGUCCGCAAGACCACUUCUUCUAUCACUUAUCUUCUCAUCUAUGUUGAUGACAUUCUCCUCAUUGGCACUAAUGAAGAAUUUAUUCAGACUCUUCUCAUCCACAUGCACAAGGCAUUUUCCAUGAAGGAACUUUGUCACAUCUCCUAUUUUCUAAGCAUUUUGGUUCAGUCUUCUCCUCAUGGCUAUUUUCCUUCCCAAUCAAAAUAUGCUACUGAUAUUUUUGCGAAGGCCGGAAUGAAGGAUUGUAAACCUUGUGCUACUCUUGUCUUUCUCAAACCCCCUCUUCUUCCCCAUGCUUCUCUUCUAUUCUCCCAACCUUUUCUCUAUCGUAGUAUUGUUGGCGCUCUUCAGUAUCUUACCAUUACAAGGCAUGAACUCUCCUAUGUUGUUAACUUUGCUUGCCAGUACAUGCACUCUCCUACCAAUUGCCAUUUUGCUGCUGUCAAACGCAUUCUACGAUAUGUUCAGGGCAUUUUGUCUCAUGGUUUGCACUUUCAGCCCAGUAAUUUUCAUCUUCAGGCUUAUAGUGAUUCUAACUGGGCUGGUGAUCUAUCUGAUCGUAAAUCCACUUCUGGGUAUUGUGUUUAUUUGGGUGCCAAUCUCAUCUCAUGGUCUUCUAUGAAACAAUCCACAGUAUCCCGUAGCUCCACCGAAGCUGAGUAUCGUUAUUUAGCUCAUACCACUGCCAAAUUAACCUGGUUGCAAAUGUUGCUUGCUGAAUUUGCUAUACCCCAACCUUCUCUUCCUGUGCUAUGGUUCAUCAUGUUGGUUAGAAGGGCUAGCAAGGCCGAAGUUAGAGAAAGGAUAGAUUGGGUUACAGAUGCUUUAAAUGCAACAAGAGCAGUUGUGGAAGAGGGAAUUGUUCCAGAUUCCUACUUAUUUCCCUCUAGAAACAUUGCAACAAAAGAGGUAACUUCAUUAGAGGUAACUUCAUCUGAGAUAAGAAAUGCAACAGGGUUAGUUACCCCAGCUAUUGCUGCGAGUUUAGGUGCCUUAACACAUACAUUGGGCAUCUUCGUCCCUGUGAUAGGAGCAAGUGGAUUUGCUACAGCUGCAGUUGCAACUGUUAUAGGAACUGUUGUCGGUAGUUUUAGAUAA
Molecule: messenger RNA, 1266 nt
Organism: Camellia sinensis
Lineage: Eukaryota; Viridiplantae; Streptophyta; Magnoliopsida; Ericales; Theaceae
Source: RefSeq, a predicted model, not a curated record